AUGAUUGGCCCUAACGAGAGCAGCAAUGCCGACCGCUUGGAGUACCUGUACCUCAACCUGGUCGGCCAGACGGUGCUGAUCCACACCGUGGACGGGGCCCUGUGCGAAGGUCUCUUCGUUUCGCGAACCGACGCCGAUGUGGCCGCGGACGAGGCGGGUGUGUUCAUUUCUUUCCCGCGCAACCUGCCCUCGGUGGUGCACAGCGCCCUCGACGCAUCGGAGCUUUCUGACGAGACGCGCCUCUUCCGGUACGAGGACAUCAUGAUGAUGGAGGCCAAGAACAUGAAGUUACGCACCGAGACCCCGGGCGCCGGCCACGUGCACUCCUACCGCGGCGAGCACGACCUCAAGACGCUGGACUGGGCUGCCGAGGGUGCGGAUGAGCUGCUGGAGGCUGAUAGCCACGUCACCGGCCAGUGGGAUCAAUUCAAGGCGAAUGAGCGGUUCGGCGUCGCCUCGACCUACCGCGAAGAACUGUACACAACGAAGCUGGAUGAGUCGAAGCUCAGCAAGGAGCAGAUCGCCUACGCCGAACGCACCGCAAAGGAAAUUGAGGGCUCCGGAACGCGCAACCUGCAGCACCGCCUCGAACGCACCGAUGUGACGACCGAGUAUGUGGAUGAGGGCUCUAUGUUCUCCGAUGUGGCACGCGACGCUCGUGGAGGCAAACGCAAUGUGCCGGCCACGCGCAAGGAGGUCGCUGCGGCAGCGCCAGUGGCGUCGGCUGUACCAGCCACCACUGCGGCAGCAACCACAGCCACAGUGGGUCGUGGCACAACUCGUCAAGCUGCGCCAGCGCCGCCGCCACCAGAGGAGCCCGUCACCUUGCCACCGCCACCGGUGCCUGAAGUCAGUGCGGUGCAGCACAAGACGGUGUACAGCCCCAACCCGUCGGCCACCCCGUUUGUGCCGCCGCUGAAGAGUUUCCUGGCGAACGUGGCCCACCUAGUGGCAAACAACGACAACUGCUACGCGUGCCCAACGGACUGGCCUGGCGACAUCGACUUCUACGACCGCGACGUGUCACACUACUCACGUCCGCAGGCGCCGAUGCAGCCGAAUAUGCACCACAAGUACAACCAGCCCGUCAUGAACCCCAUGCCGGGUCGCGGUGCCCCCAUGAACCACCACCAGCACCACGCUAUGAACCCGCAUCCCGCAGUGUACAACACAAGCGGCUCGAUGGGGGGGCACAUAGGCAACCCACACCUACAGCAGCAGCACCCUCAGUACAUGGAUCCUGGCAACAACAACAACGGCAUGAUGCCGCCGCAGGGGCCAGGUGCUAUGCCAGGUCCAUCCCCGGCACGUAUGCAGCAGCAGCGCACGAAGACGUCGCAACCUCAGCAACCGGUCCACACAGCCACACAGUCCAUCCCGCCUCCUCAGCAACAACAGCCCCACCAGCAGCAACAGGUGUCGGCAAUUGAUAGCAGUGGCCCUCAGCAGGACCGUGCUGUCUCGGGCGCCAAGAAACUGCGCCGCGGUGGUAUGGCCGCUGCGGCGCGCCAGGACGGGGGAGAGGGCGCGCAGGGCGGAAACAAGAAGAGUGCGAAGUAA
This is a messenger RNA of Leishmania braziliensis MHOM/BR/75/M2904, 1560 nucleotides long. RefSeq lists its product as hypothetical. Gene Ontology annotation, biological process: cytoplasmic stress granule assembly. Gene Ontology annotation, molecular function: RNA binding. The transcript has a single exon. NCBI's taxonomy places the organism in Eukaryota, Euglenozoa, Kinetoplastea, Trypanosomatida, Trypanosomatidae. Gene Ontology annotation, cellular component: cytoplasmic stress granule. The record is from RefSeq and is a predicted model, not a curated record. Bases 1 to 1560 code for a protein of 519 amino acids.